AUGGAAAAAUCUGUCAGAGAGAACCCUAAUAUGAAGGUCAUGGACAUUAGGGACAAAGUAAGUAGGAAAUGGAAUGUAGGAAUCUCUAGAAAUAUGGCUUUUAGGGCAAGAGCCAUGACAAAAGAUAAUAUUGAGGGGUCAUUCAAGGAACAAUAUAGAAAAAUCUAUUAUUAUGGUCAUGAGCUUCUCAGAGCAAAUCCAAGUUCAACAGUCAAAAUAAAGGUUGAAAAUAGUAAUGAUGAGUGCAAGUAUGGAGGGGAGUUACUAACAGCUGUUGGAAGAGAUGAAAAUGAACAAAUUCUUCCCAUUGCAUAUGCUGUUGUUGAGGUAGAAAACAAAGACUCGUGGACUUGGUUCUUGGAGCUUCUCAUUGCAGACCUUGGUGGGGAAGCUAUUUGUGGAGCAUGUCUUUUGCCAGCUAUUCAAGAUCUUCUACCUGGGGUAGAGCAAAGAUUUUGUGUUAGACAUUUGUAUUCUAACUUCAGAAAGAAAUAUCCUGGAAAAGACCUUAAACGUCUUAUGUGGAGGGCAGAAGCAGCCACAUAUUCACAACUAUGGGAGGCUGAAAUGAGGAAAAUUAAAGAGAUCAAUGUAGAGACAUUUAAAUACUUGAUUGCAAUUCCACCUAGGUUUUGGUCAAGAUCUAAAUUCACUCCUAGAUCACAAUCUGACACUCUUGUCAACAACAUGUGUGAGGGCUUCAACAAUGUGCUAGUUUGUAGUAGGUGUAAGCCAAUUAUCACUAUGUUAGAAGACAUUAGGGUUUACAUCAUGAAGAGAUGGGCUACGAACAGGACAAAGAUGACAUUAUAUCAAGGUUCUGUGUGUCCUAAGGUUCUCAACAGAUUUCAAAAGCAGUCAUGGUUAACUAGAUAUUGGUUACCAAGAUGGUCAUCAUAUCAAUUAUUUGAAGUCCUACCCAUUUCACAAUUUGGGGAGCAAUUUGUUGUGAAUAUUGAAAACAAGGACUACAGUUGUAGAAAGUGGUUAAUUACUGGCAUUCCUUGCACUCACGCCAUAACCGCAAUGAAAUUCUUGAAUUUAAAUGCAGAAGACUACAUUGGCCAUUGGUUUAGGAAGUCUACUUAUGAAGAGACCUACAACACCAUCAUUUAUCCUAUUAAUGGUCAACUUGUGUGGGACAUAACUUCAUAUCCAGAUGUAUUACCCCCAAAUAAGAGGACAAUGCCAGGAAGACCCAAGAAAAAACGAAGACAAGAGACUUGA
Messenger RNA from Vigna angularis (adzuki bean), 1227 nucleotides. RefSeq lists its product as uncharacterized. NCBI's taxonomy places the organism in Eukaryota, Viridiplantae, Streptophyta, Magnoliopsida, Fabales, Fabaceae. Gene Ontology annotation, molecular function: zinc ion binding. The record is from RefSeq and is a predicted model, not a curated record. The transcript is spliced from 5 exons. The coding region runs from base 1 to 1227 and encodes 408 amino acids.